GUCCUCCCUCUCUGUCUUCUCACUCUUCCUUUUCUCUCACAUUCUCUCUGAUUGCACUCCGGGAUAAACCGUAAAACCGACUAAAAAAAGGAAAACAAAGGUGGGGAAAAGGAGGAAAUAAGUGAAAGAAAAAAAAAUUAAAAGCGAAACCAUUUCUUCAAGUUCCCAAAAGGAACGAAGGGGCAAAGAAGAAGAAGAAAAAAGAGCCCUUUUUCCCCAAUAUCUUCUUCACUCGGUGUUCGGCUGAGGGCUUGAAGCUUUUUAAUUGUCCUUUGCUCUUAUGCAAAGUGCGUCCCUGUAGAAGUAAAAUCUGGGGGGAGGAGGAGAAGAAACAACCCCAAUUCAAGAGAAAAGGGGCUUCGGGCUGCUGGGAGCUGUUGCUGCUUUUGCUUGCUGAAUGGUAGGUUAUUUCAGGAAAUUUAGCAAGGAGAUGAACAAAGAGAAGCCUCCUGAGCCGCUCGAUUUCUUCAUUUGGACUGUCGAGGAUGUUGGUUUGUGGCUGGAAGAGAUAAAUCUGGGUAGCUACCGUCAGAUUUUCAAAGAAAAUGGUGUCAAUGGAGAGUAUCUAGAAGGCAUGUCCAUGUUCACAACAGAACAGAUACUAAGGUUUAUAAGGCGGUGCCACAUGAAAUGGGGUGACUUCAUAACGCUGUGUAAGGAGCUCAGAAGAAUAAAAGUGGCCUGCCUCAAAGGAGAGCAGAAAGUCCGGCGGCCAUGGUGGGUUCCAUCCUGCCUUUCAGUAGUGCUUGUGAACGUAGCAAAGCGGAACAGACAAUCACGGGUUGUUUCCUUGAAGCUGGAACCAUGAAUGAUGAUGGAUGGCAAGCAAGCAGGAAUCCAUAAAAUGGGAUUCAUGAUGUAUGUAUUUUGUAGUAGUUUCUUCUUAAGUCGUCUUUUGGUUUUUUCUCCCUUUUAGGCGGUAGAAGGAAGUAGAGAACUCUCCCAAAACUUUUGGCUCUGGUAUUUGGCAAGAUGUUUGCUGAAAGUUCUUCCAUGGAGAACUUUUGUUUACUUAUAUAUGUACACAAAUACAACCACCCCUUGUCUCUCUUGUUCUGUUGUUCUUGUUGUAAUUUGCUCUUUUGGCUUUUUGAUAUGUAGUUGUAUCUUAAUAUACAUAAAUUUUUAUGUAUUGUUUUUGUUUAAGCAAAAUAUACAGUGUACUUGUAAUCUUUCAGUGGCAUCUGU
This is a messenger RNA of Linum tenue, 1188 nucleotides long. NCBI's taxonomy places the organism in Eukaryota, Viridiplantae, Streptophyta, Magnoliopsida, Malpighiales, Linaceae. The record is from the annotation of a GenBank genome assembly.